AUGGCGUCCACGACCACUACUACUACUACUGUAGCCCAACGCUUCCCAAAGACCACUCUUUUUCCUGUUAUCGAAGAAGAGACGCCCAUUCUCUCAUCGACCACUGUCGAUCUGAGCGGAAUGACUAAUUCCCAGCUUGUCAGCUACUUUUCUUCUGGGUCAAUCGCUCCUAUUCCCUUUGGAACUCCCAGUCCUUCGUUGUUCUGGCAGCCCGAGACAUCUCCAGAAGCAGGCGACAUCGGUCUCAUCUCACCAGCCCUUGCUACCGAGAAUGGACACUGUGAAGCUGUUACCCUCCAGGCUUCCACUUUUCCCUCCUCUUCCACUGUGCGCGCAUUGGAAAAUGCGCCCACCUAUGUGGUGCACGGCUUGGGGAUCUUGGGUCUCCCUGAAAAGCCGACACCGGUAAUAACCAUGUGUCCCAAAUUGAAGGAAGCAAUGUCCAUUCCGAAGCCUAAGAGCGACGAGGAGUUCAGCCCCUCAACGAGCUUUGUUGCCUCCUUCCGUGGGGCCAUAUAUGACGUUGGACGUUAUGUCCUCCCGAUCAGCUGCUUCGGCGGCAGUGAAAGACGAUGCUGGAAUCAGUUCCAAUGCAGAGGAGUGAAGCUCAUCUCGGUCUCCCGGAAAUCAACCCGAUUGACCGCUCCACGAGUGCAUCCACUGAUUCAUCCUCUCGUGCAUUUGCCUCUGAAACUGAGUCGCACGAAUGAUAUGGACAUUGUCUCUGUCUGA
This is a messenger RNA of Serendipita indica DSM 11827, 732 nucleotides long. The record is from the annotation of a GenBank genome assembly. Lineage: Eukaryota; Fungi; Basidiomycota; Agaricomycetes; Sebacinales; Serendipitaceae.